AAUUUCACAAGUAAAGAAAAAAGAAAAAGGAAAAGUGUCGUCUUCUUCUUUAUACGUUGGUUGGCAAGUAUAAAAAUGGCGAUCUGAGUGGCUGAAAAUCGCAAAUCAGAGAUGGAUUGGUUCUCAUGGCUUUCAAAAACAACUCUCCAUCCUUCUUUAGUCUACGAAUAUGGCCUUGCCCUAGCCAACAACGAGCUCGAACACGAAGACAUUCUCUAUUUCAACCACGAGUUUCUUCAGAGCAUCGGAAUCUCCAUUGCCAAGCACCGUCUCGAGAUCCUCAAGCUCGCUCGCAAAGACAACGCUCUCCAUCCUCGUCCAAUCACCCGCCUUCUCCUCGCUCUCAAGAAAACCAAGCGCCGGUUCUCCAAUCUCAUCCGUAAUUUCACUCACCAUCAUCACGAUCAAUUAGACGAUUCUAAAGCCCUAGUUCUUGUUCCUAAAUCAAGCUACGCCGCUAAAUUCCUCAAGCGGAACAAAACAUUCAGCGUCGGUAAACCGCAGGGGAGGUUUCUUCUGACUAAUGGAAGUCCAGAUCCCGGUGUGAUCUGGCCGCGUAUUCAAACCUUUUCCGGUCCGAUUUUGUACGAUUUCCCGGCGGAGGAGAAGAAGAAGGAGAAAGAGGAUGGCGUGGAGGAGAUCAGGUGGGAUGCCAUGUUUCAGGAUUUGAAACCUACUUGAAAUUUAUAUUAUUUGAACAAAUUCUUAUGUGUUAUUCUUAACAAUUUCAGUUCUGGAUUGGGGUAAUUUGAUGGUGAGAGAUAGGUUUUUGUGUUCUUCCACCAAUAGAUGGAAUAGAUUGAUUGAACCUUUUUUUUUUUUUUUUUUUUUUUUUUUUUUUUUUUGAAGUGGUGGGUUAGGAGAAGACAAGCUUUAGGAAGAAGGUCUGAUUCGAAUGAUGAUUGUCUCUCUUUUUUUUUUUUUUUUUUUUUUUUUUUUUUUUUGAAGAUGAAUCCAUUCAUGCUUGCUUUAGUAGAUGUGUUUUUGUAAGAGGGCAUGAGUAGGGAGUGUGGGAUAUUUUGAUUUUGUUUAGAAGAUGAUAAAUCUCUGCCAAACCCAGCUUUUGUUCUUGUGGUUUGAGGUUUCUAAUGUAAUUUUUAUUUCUUUUCUUAUUA
This is a messenger RNA of Benincasa hispida (wax gourd), 1115 nucleotides long. RefSeq lists its product as uncharacterized. NCBI's taxonomy places the organism in Eukaryota, Viridiplantae, Streptophyta, Magnoliopsida, Cucurbitales, Cucurbitaceae. The record is from RefSeq and is a predicted model, not a curated record.